CGCCCGGAGCUCGAGCCUGGUGGUUGCUAACGGCUUUCUGUGAGUCUCUGCUUUCCGCGCUAAUAUGGUGAAGAGCGACUCCGACCCAAGCAAUAUGUCUGAGAAACGACAUACCGAACACGUCGUAACUCAGCGGCUCCCAGAGUCCUUCAGGGAUAACCCCAAGGCAGAACUGGGACCUUGUGGAUGGAUUUUGGUGGCUUUCUCGUUCUUGUUUGUAGUUGUAACCUUCCCGAUAUCAAUAUGGAUUUGCAUAAAGAUUGUAAAGGAGUACGAAAGAGUCAUCAUCUUCAGACUGGGUCGAAUUUUGCAAGGAGGCGCCAAAGGACCUGGCUUGUUUUUUAUCCUGCCAUGCACUGACAGCUUCAUCAAGGUGGACAUGAGGACCAUCUCCUUUGAUAUCCCACCUCAGGAGGUCCUCACUAAGGAUUCGGUGACAAUCAGUGUGGAUGGCGUGGUCUACUACCGCGUUCAGAAUGCAACCCUGGCUGUGGCAAAUAUCACCAAUGCAGAUUCAGCAACCCGCCUCUUGGCACAAACCACACUGAGGAAUGCCCUGGGCACCAAGAACCUGUCUCAGAUCCUGUCCGACAGGGAGGAGAUUGCACACCACAUGCAGAGUACACUGGAUGAUGCCACUGAUGACUGGGGAAUAAAGGUGGAGCGUGUGGAGAUUAAGGAUGUGAAACUCCCAGUCCAGCUCCAGAGAGCCAUGGCUGCAGAGGCAGAAGCCGCCCGGGAGGCAAGAGCCAAGGUGAUUGCAGCUGAGGGGGAAAUGAAUGCAUCCAGAGCCCUGAAAGAAGCUUCCAUCGUUAUCACCGAGUCUCCUGCGGCCCUUCAGCUCCGGUACCUUCAAACACUGACCACUAUCGCUGCGGAGAAAAACUCCACCAUUGUCUUCCCUCUGCCCAUCGAUAUGUUGCAGGGCCUCAUGAGUUCCAAACAGAACAAGUAGCACUGUAGAACUGUGCUGAAUCCCUCCCGAGGUAAAGUGGGAGCCAAAUUAGCCUUUCACUCGCAGGGAGAUUAGCAGGAAGCUUGACUGUCCCCAUCCUUCCCUGUUUCUGUAUGUAGAGUGAGGGGCUCUUAGAAGGGACAGGAGUCCUAAGAGCAGCUGAGAGACUCACUUUGGAGUUAGGAGUGUAACUCAGUAGUAGAGCACUUGCUUAGCAUGCCCAAGACUCUGGAUUUCACUGGCUUGUAAAUGCCAAGAGAGAUGGUGAUUUAUGUACGAUAGAUAACCUUACUCUUUACCUAUGGCUGUGUCUCUAUUCUGUGGUAGGCUGGAGCCCCCUUCUAACUUUAAGUCGUUCCAAGCCCUAUGUGAGCGUCAAGCCAGGGCAAGGGGUAUAGCCCAGACAUACUACCUACCCCCCACCCCGUGCUGUCUCUGCGCAGUGAAGACUGUGUCACCCUCUUCUCUGGGCCACCUGUGCCUUCCCUUCAGGGAAUCCCCAGUGUCCCUCCACCCAACCUAAGCCCAAACUGUGUUUUGGAAUAAUCCUGUCCUCUCCCAUGACCCUGUCAGAACCCGAAAAAAAAAAUGGUCAGCGUCAAUGAGGAGGCCCAGCUGGCCCUCCUGUGACGGUACUUCUCCACUGUGGGGUCCUUUUGAAAAUAGAAUUUGCAGUUUUUACAAACCCUUCGAGUCCCUCCCCCAACUUUCUGUGUUGCCUUUAAAAGCAGCUAAAUUACUGUCACAGAAGUGCUUUUUCUCACUUUUGCCUAUUUCAUGUAUCAGGUUUUUAAAUCAUUUUGAUUUUUAAAAAUAACUUUCUACAUUCUAUAAAUAAUUGUUAUAUGCCUAUUUGAAUAGUUUAAGUACCAAAGUACUUUUUAAAAAAUCUUAAGAAAACCAUUAUAUUUUGCUCUCUGCAUACUAUUAACUAUUAUAUACUGUGAAAUAUUGUGAUUACUAAUCCUACUUAUAUAGUUUAAGGAAUUCCUAGCACAUGAUCAUGUCACCCCUGAUCCUGUCAUCCCUAAUCAUCCCUAAUCCUGCACAGACACAGUGCUGAGCUCUAGGUGCAGAGGGAGAACACAUGUGUGACUAGGGUUUUUUUGUUGUUGUUGUUGUUAUUUUCAUAUAAAACAUUGAUGCCAGUAGAGGAAGUGGCCGGUCCCUCUGGACCACAGUUUCUUAUUGUGACACCUUCCCCUUGGCCUGGAAAGCUUGGUGAUGACUUUUGCAGCAUCAUUAAGGCUCUUAAUUCACCUGGAGAAGCCUGAAAGCAUGGCUUCCUGUGGCAGGAGCAGCUCUGUUCACAUCGCCAUAGCUGUGCACUGCCAGAGCCACGUGGAACCUCCCUCCCUCCAUCCCUCACACCCCAAUUCUGAGCCUUGAACCCAGCUGGGUUUUCUAGAGGUGAAUGGAGAGCAUUUCCACCCAGGACUCAAGUUGCAUUUACAUUUUGAACUUAAAAUGGUGGUUUCAUCUGUUUGGAUGUGAUUCGCCUUCCACUAAGAACCAAGAAAACCCAUGUCCUGUAUGGUACAUGUAUGGUAAUGUACCAUAUGUACAUGUAUGGUACACUUGUUCUCUAAAUUUCUCCCUCCAGACACCAACCGGCCUUUGCUUCUGUGCUAGUGAAUUAGUAACUCAGUAGGCUGAAGUUCAGUCGCAGUGAGGGGUGGAAAAAAUCGAGCUAUGGGGAAUGGUGAUGGUGUGAGGGUUUUCCCAAGUCCUCGCCUUCAGCUGUGUACAAUAAAGUGUGUUCCCUGUAA
Molecule: messenger RNA, 2724 nt
Organism: Cricetulus griseus (Chinese hamster)
Lineage: Eukaryota; Metazoa; Chordata; Mammalia; Rodentia; Cricetidae
Source: RefSeq, a predicted model, not a curated record